AUGUACUAUAUUCUCUACCUUGCAAGCCUCUGCCGCCGUCGUCGCUGGCCAGAACCCUCCUACGAAGCAUACACCUCACCAACGGGCUUCACCUGCGUCGUACGCGUUAACAACCGCGAGUACCAGACAGACGCAGUCUACGGCAGCGAAGAGCUAGCCCGAGAAAGUGCCGCCAUGCGCGCGUACCUGAUCUGCCGCAAUUUCUCCGUCAAUGACGGCAAGUACCCGGCCGGUACUAAUCAUGGCGGUAUCGUGCAGGGGAUCCCCAUUGCAAUCGGUACGGGACGCAAGUCUAGUCGAGACGAUGAUACAGAUACCUCGGUGAGCAGUAGUGGGGGUAGUUGGAGUGGUGGAAGUAGUCCGGAGCGAAUGGUCAUGCUUGAGCGUGGAGAGAGGGUUAUUGUUAGUGGGGUCCCUGGUUCGGCGAUGGAGUUGGCUUAUUCGAGGCAGGAGGCUUAG
This is a messenger RNA of Penicillium waksmanii, 459 nucleotides long. RefSeq lists its product as uncharacterized. The record is from RefSeq and is a predicted model, not a curated record. The transcript has 2 exons. The coding region runs from base 1 to 459 and encodes 152 amino acids. NCBI's taxonomy places the organism in Eukaryota, Fungi, Ascomycota, Eurotiomycetes, Eurotiales, Aspergillaceae.